ACAGGUCCUACAGGUAUGGAUCUCUGGCAGCUGCUGUUGACUGUGGCACUGGCAGGUUCAAGUGAUGCUUUCUCUGGAAGUGAGGCUACACCAGCUACCCUUGGCAGAGCAUCCGAGAGUCUGCAAAGAGUUCAUCCAGGCCUGGGAACAAAUUCUUCUUGGAAGCCCAAAUUCACCAAGUGCCGUUCACCUGAACUAGAGACUUUCUCAUGCCACUGGACAGAUGGGGUGCAUCAUGGUCUGACGAGCCCAGGAUCUGUGCAGCUGUUCUAUAUAAGAAGGAGCACACAGGAAUGGACUCAAGAAUGGAAAGAAUGCCCUGAUUAUGUUUCUGCUGGCGAGAACAGCUGCUACUUUAAUUCAUCGUAUACCUCCAUUUGGAUCCCCUACUGUAUCAAGCUAACUAACAAUGGGGGUACAGUGGAUCAAAAGUGUUUCUCUGUUGAGGAAAUAGUGCAACCAGAUCCACCCAUUGGCCUCAAUUGGACUUUACUGAACAUUAGCUUAACUGGGAUUCAUGCAGAUAUUCAAGUGCGAUGGGAACCACCACCCAAUGCAGAUGUUCAGAAGGGGUGGAUAGUUUUGGAGUACGAACUUCAAUACAAAGAAGUAAAUGAAACGCAGUGGAAAGUGAUGGACCCUGUCUUGUCAACAUCAGUCCCAGUGUACUCGUUAAGGCUGGACAAGGGAUAUGAAGUGCGUGUGAGGUCCAGACAACGAAACUCUGAAAAAUACGGCGAUUUCAGCGAGGUGCUCUCCGUAACCCUGCCUCAAAUGAGCCCAUUUGCAUGUGAAGAAGAUUUCCGGUUUCCCUGGUUCCUAAUUAUUAUCUUUGGAAUAUUUGGACUGACUGUCAUGCUGUUCGUAUUCAUCUUUUCUAAACAGCAAAGGAUUAAGAUGCUGAUUCUGCCCCCAGUUCCAGUUCCAAAAAUUAAAGGAAUUGAUCCAGAUCUCCUCAAGGAAGGAAAAUUGGAGGAGGUGAACACGAUCUUAGCCAUUCAUGAUAGCUAUAAGCCCGAGUUCUUCAACGAUGACUCUUGGGUUGAAUUUAUCGAGCUAGAUAUAGAUGACCCUGAUGAGAAGACCGAGGGGUCGGACACAGACAGACUCCUAAGUAACAACCAUCAGAAGUCACUGACCAUCCUCGGGGCAAAAGAUGACGACUCCGGCCGUACCAGCUGUUAUGAACCUGACCUCCUGGAAUCUGAUUUCAAGGGUGACGAGAUCUCAGAGGCUGCUCAGCCACAGAGGUUAGAAGGGGAAGCAGAUCUCUUGUGCCUUGACCAGAAGAAUCAAAGGGACUUACCUUACCAGGACAUUUCCCCUGCCGCGCAGCAGCCCCACGUCGUCGUCCCCGCAGAAGACAAACCGCGACCGCUUCUUGCUGAUGAAAUCGAGUCAACUCUUCAAGCUGCACCUUCUCAGCUCAGCAAUCCAAAUUCACUGGCAAACAUCGACUUCUACGCCCAGGUUAGUGACAUCACGCCAGCAGGGAGUGUGGUCCUUUCCCCGGGCCAGAAGAAUAAGGCAGGGAAUUCUCAGUGCGACGCUCAUCCAGAGGUGAGCCCAUUGUGCCAAGCCAACUUCCUCAUGGACAACGCCUACUUCUGCGAAGCAGACGCCAAGAAGUGCAUCACCACGGCCCCUCAGGUUGAGCGGGAAUCGCGUGCCGUGCCCAGCUUUAACCAGGAGGACAUUUAUAUCACCACGGAAAGCCUUACCACUACUGCGGGGAGGUCUGGAGCAGUGGCAGCCACAUCGGGUUCCGAGGUGCCCGUCCCAGACUAUAGCUCCAUUCAUUUAGUGCAGUCUCCACAGGGCCUCGUACUCAACACAGCACCCUUGCCUGUGCCUGUGCCUGUGCCCUUGCCUGACAAGGAGUUUCUCUCAUCGUGUGGCUAUGUGAGCACAGACCAACUGAACAAAAUCAUGCCUUAGCUCUUCUUAGAUUUCCCAAGAGCUACUAUGUCUUUCAUGGCAAAGGAUUGGCUGGGGCAUGAAUGCUUAAACCAAAUCAAUGUGUAAACCUUGCUAGGGGUGCAAUGACAGAAUAGGAGGUGGAUUCUAAACGCCUUUUUUGGAAAUGUUGAGACAGGAUAUUAAAAAGGAAAAAAGAAAAAAAUUAGAAGAAUGUUUAAUCAGAUAGCUACUCCUAUUGUGAAUUGUAAAUAUUUUAAAGAAUUGUCUCAGACUGUUUCGUGGUAGUGAUAGUCUCCUUGUGGUGGGUGUUAAUUUUGUGAUACUAAGCAUUGAAUGGCUAUGUUUUUAAUGUACAGUAAAAAUCAUGCUUUUUGAAAAAGCGAAAAAUCAGGUGGCUUUUGCAGUUCAGGAGAACUGAAUGAGAAUCAUAGCACAGGCUAAUUUUUGUUUUUCUUGUUAAAUAAUUGGGACUUGAAAACUAUAGGGAAGAAGGCAAAACUAGUUUGGAUAUAUAAAAUAUACAAAGCAUUUAUUUUGACAUAAACUUGAUAAAGAUAUUUUUAAUAAUUUAAACUUCAAGCAUGGCUGUUUUAUAUCACAUUACACACUGUGUACUGAAGUUGGAAGGAUGCAGCCACAGAAUGUGGCACCUGCAGUUGGAAGCUGGCUUAAGGCUUUUGAUCGGCGCGCCUAAGGAAAAACACACAGGUUUUUUACAAGACCCUUUUUAUACCUCCUCAAACUCCUUGAUUCUAAAAUGACUCUAGAAAGUUACAUAUUGGAACACACUUAUUUUAUCAGAAUUUGCAAUCAAAGGUUUGUGAAUUUAGAAACAUUUUUAAGUCUUUGCACAAAUACACCUACCAUGAACCAAAAACACAAACAGCACUUCUCUUCACCCGAUCUUGGUUCACAUGCCACAGAGUUCCUGGCCAAACAAAGUGGAUGUCACUGCUGCUUCACGGCAAGCAGGAGACCCACGUGCUGGGGCGGCCCGCAGCACGAGCUCUCAGAACACCCUGCCAUCUUGGCAGCAGAGCCCUGGCAAAUGGAGUUCUGCUUUAUUUUGUACUGAGCUGAAGCAGGUCAAAUGAAGCUAGCUGGUAAAGAAACGAGCAGAUUUAAGAAUUAGGUUUUGUGUACCUUGUCAGUAUUCGUGGUAACAAGAAAUAAAACAAACAGGGCUCUCUGUACCCACAGAUAACUCAGAAUGCUUAACCCAGGAGUAGAAACCUUCUCACCAAGCAUUUAUUGGCUUUGUUUAAGCAAUGAAAGGAAACAUUUCAUUUUUUCUUCAUUUUCCCUCAGAGUAGGCUGGCCUCAAAGCAGGUAGCCAGAAAAAAUAAAUAAAUAAAAUAAUGAAGGUAAUAAAGGGACUUGAGUAAUUUAUACAGUAUUUAAUUCUCUAAUAACCUAUGCAUCCUUCUUAGAAGCAUAGGCACAGUUCCCAAAAAGAUUAGAAAAAUGAAAAUUCUUCCUAUUUUAAGGAUUUUUUUUUUUUAGUUCAAAACUUUAAAGUUAGCAUUCACUUAAAUAACAUUGGCCGUUUAACUAGGACCCUUUUAGGAAGCAAGCAAAAUGACUGAUUUGUUACUUCCUUCUUUGUUACAGGAAAGAUGGUGAGAAGUUAGAUGGUGUUUAAAGUUUACCAUGUUACCUUGUAGUCAAUGUUUAAUAGACUUUCUGCUACCUUGCUGCUAUGGUCUUCUCCAAGAGCUACAUAAUUUAGUUUCAUAUACAAUAUCAUCACUGUAGAAUCUAAUUCAACUUAAAACUAUGUGUUUGGAAGAACUAUCUUACCAUUUCACAAUAGGCUAACAACAUUUCUAUAGCCAAAAAUAGCUAAAUACCUCAAUCAGUCUCAGAAUGUCAUUUUGGUACUUUGCUGGCCACACAAGCCAUUAUUCACUAGUAUGACUAGUUGUGUCCUGCGGUUUAUAUUUAACUUUCUUUAUGUCUGUGGAUUAUUUUCCUUCAAAGUUUAAUAAAUUUAUUUUCUUGGA
Messenger RNA from Ochotona curzoniae (black-lipped pika), 3923 nucleotides. RefSeq names its product growth hormone receptor (gene GHR). Gene Ontology annotation, biological process: growth hormone receptor signaling pathway; positive regulation of receptor signaling pathway via JAK-STAT; positive regulation of peptidyl-tyrosine phosphorylation. The record is from RefSeq and is a predicted model, not a curated record. Lineage: Eukaryota; Metazoa; Chordata; Mammalia; Lagomorpha; Ochotonidae. Gene Ontology annotation, cellular component: cytosol; membrane; external side of plasma membrane. Bases 16 to 1938 code for a protein of 640 amino acids. Gene Ontology annotation, molecular function: peptide hormone binding; growth hormone receptor activity; cytokine binding. The transcript is spliced from 9 exons.